This is a messenger RNA of Arachis stenosperma, 1113 nucleotides long. Its product is annotated as BAG family molecular chaperone regulator 4-like. Gene Ontology annotation, cellular component: cytoplasm. NCBI's taxonomy places the organism in Eukaryota, Viridiplantae, Streptophyta, Magnoliopsida, Fabales, Fabaceae. Bases 89 to 970 code for a protein of 293 amino acids. The record is from RefSeq and is a predicted model, not a curated record. Gene Ontology annotation, biological process: protein stabilization. Gene Ontology annotation, molecular function: protein-folding chaperone binding; adenyl-nucleotide exchange factor activity. The transcript has 4 exons.
ACACUCCUCCUCUUCCAUCUCUCACAAUCACUCACUCACUCUCUUUCUUUCUUUCUUCUAUUGCUAUGUUUCACCAAUUUCACUGUUGAUGAAAAUGAAAAGAAUAUCACUAUCUUCGUCAAAACGUGCACCAGCAACUAAUAAUAAUAACAAUAAUUAUAUGAUGGUUGAGGAAAGUAGUAUUAGUAUAGAUUGGGAGGUGAGGCCUGGUGGAAUGCUUGUUCAGAAGAGACAAGAAAAAAUUGUUGACUCUUCUUCUUCUUCUUCUUGUUCAAGUCCAAUGAUCAAAGUUAAGGUCUCUCAUGGUUGUAAUCACCAUGAGGUUAAUGUUCCUUCACAAUCCACUUUUGGGCAUUUAAAAGGUGUCCUUGCAUCUGAAACUGGCCUAGAACCUAAGGAACAAAGGCUAAUAUUUAGAGGGAAAGAGAAGGAGGAUGAAGAAUGCUUGCACAUGGAGGGAGUGAAAGACAUGUCUAAGGUCAUAUUGUUAGAGGAUCCAGCCAGCACAGAGAGGAAGCUUCAGGAGAUGCAGAGAAGGCAAGAAGAUAUAAUAAUUCCAAAGGCAAUUGAAUCAGUCUCCAAUGUCAGAACACAAGUUGAUAAGCUACAUCAAAAGGUGGUUGAUUUGGAGAGGACUGUUUGUGGUGGUAUUAAGGUUGAGGACAAAGAGUUUGUUGUCUUGACAGAGCUACUAAUGGUUCAAUUGCUUGGGUUGGAUUCCAUUGCUGCUGAUGGAGAAGCUAAAGUACAGAGAAGAAUUGAGGUUCAGCGUAUACAAAGUUAUGUGGACAAAAUUGACAAAAUAAAAGCAAGAAAUUCUGCUCCUUUAGGCAAUGAUGCUAACAACAAUGCGGUGUUAGUGACCAACAAAUGGGAGCCAUUUGAAUCAGGAAUUGGAAGCUUCACGUCACCAACUCCAUUCAAAUCAUCAACUACUAUCAUCACUCAAAAUUGGGAAUUGUUUGAGUGAUAAACAAUUGUCCUUUCUAAGUUGUUUUCUUUAGGCGUUAUACAAAUUAACAUACAUACAUGUAUAUUAUGUUCUCUAUGACAAAUAAACAGAAAGUGUUGUUCUUUCUUUCUUUAUUAAUAGUUUGUAUCUGUCGAAUUAGA